CCACACAUGACUGCUCCCCUUUCUGUCUGUCUAUCCCCCUGGCUCGUCGUUCAACCGCUUCAAGAUGUCGGCGAGCCCGCUGGAGAGGGCCGGCCCACGGCUGCUCUUGACCUUCUUCCUCGGAUGGGCACCAGCGGCAGAAGAAGUGGCAGAAGCAGCAGCAGCUUCCCCGUCCCUCUCCCUCCCCUCCUCCUCAGGUGGGUGUGGACGCUUCUUGGACGCGUCCCGCGGCUUCUGCGCCUCGCUCUCCCGUGUAUCACCCACCCUCCCGGUGCACUCGGCGUGCCGGUCUGUGGAUCGGCAGCACUUGUAGCCCCACUGCUGCAUGUCCGGGUCAUAGUACGACCCCCAGACGGCCGUGUGGCCGUUGACGUGCACGUCCUCCUUGUACUUGGACUUGUUGACGGGUCGGCUGGACUGGUCGACCUUGAUGGGCUUCUGUGCCUUUGGCCUGCCCUGGUCCCUCUUGCCAGUGGCCUUCAUCUCGGACUGAGUGGGCGUGAGCUCGGACAUCUCGCGCUGCCGCACGGCGCGCCUGAGUUCCUCGAUUUUGCUUUCCUCCUGUCUGCGCUCGAGCAUCUCUUGCUGCAUCUUUUCCUCCCGCUUCUUCUUCUCCUCGGCCUGCCAGACCUUUUCGAGGUUCUGGAAGUUGCCCGGGUGGAAGGGCUUGUGCAUGAUGAAGUUGGCGCUCUUGCUGCCUAUCUUGCCCAUCCACAUCUUGCCGACAGCUACAGAUGACACAGGGGACCUCUCCGGGUCAGAUGGGUGUCAGACGAACGAGGAACGAUGGGGUGGCACGACAAAACGCCGACUCGAUGUCGAGACGACGAUGCGAUGACAGGAAGGCCUCCUCGAAGCUGGUACACAGGCAAUUCGCGGUUCGCUGGGCUGCU
Molecule: messenger RNA, 893 nt
Organism: Vitrella brassicaformis
Lineage: Eukaryota; Vitrellaceae
Source: the annotation of a GenBank genome assembly